GAAAUUCAUCUGUGGGGAUUCCCCAAACACGUUAUGAUUUUUAUGACACCAUAUCAGUUAGACUCUACUCUUGAAAUAAAUGAUAAAUUAUUGGAAUAUCGACGAAUGGCAGGAUUCUGUUGGCAUGAUCUGCAGGAAUGGCUAUACGGUUCGGAGAGUAUUAAGUUUAAGAAUGAGGUCUUUGAAAAACUCCGUGCUAGUAAUGUUUUUGUUCGCGAUUGGCGAACAUUGACGAUGGAUGAAAGCCGCCAAAUAUGCGAUCGACGAUGGAAACAAUUUCUGGAAUACAAUUUCAUCACGUUCGAUGGGCUUAAAACAAAUCCUGAAAGAUUUGUGGAUUUCGCGGAAAUCUUAGAAAGUUAUGACCAAAGUUUAGCAGCAAAAUUCUAUAUCAGUGCCAUCUUCUAUGUUACAAUAUUAUCAAUGGGAACAAAUCGGCACCAUCAAAUACUCGAGAAAUGCAGGAACAAUGAGAUUGUCGGCUGCUUUUGUUUGACGGAACUGUCGCAUGGGUCAGAUGCGAAUUCGGUCCGCACUGAAUGUCAUUACGACGAGGGUCAAUUCUUGAUGCACACGCCGGAUAAUGAAGCAAUCAAAUGUUGGGCCGGCAACUUGGCUAUAAAUGCAACCCAUGCAAUUAUUUUUGCUCAACUUUAUAUCAAUCAUGUAUGCCAUGGAUUGCAUGCAUUUUGCAUACAAAUCCGUCAUUUCAAAACGAUGACACCUUUGGAAGGUAUAACAAUCGGUGAUAUGGGAGAGAAGACAGGUAUCUGGAAUGGUGUCGAUAAUGGAUGGAUCAAGUUUACCAAGCACCGUUUUCAUUUAGAUGCAUUAUUGAACCGAAUAGCAACCGUUCAUCCGGAUGGAACUUAUCAGUCCAUUCUUAAGGAUACGAAAGAGCAGCAAUUAGCAAAUUUGGCUAUUUUAUCUAUUGGGCGCGCAGCUAUCGUUGGCAAAGGUGCAGUGGCAGUUCAACUUGCUGCCAUCAUAGCGACACGUUAUUCAGCUGUUAGGCAGCAAUUCCGUAGUGCUAAUCAUGCAGAAGAACGAUCAGUCAUUGAAUAUCCCAUGCAACAGCAUCGCUUCUUUCCACAUAUUGCCACAUCAAUUGCUUUAACCAUUUUCCAUCGCAAAUUCAUUUUCAUUUGCUAUAAGCAUUUUAUACGUUGUGCAGAAGAUGGAAGACUUCCAUAUGAGGUUGUUUAA
Messenger RNA from Acanthocheilonema viteae, 1206 nucleotides. The record is from the annotation of a GenBank genome assembly. Lineage: Eukaryota; Metazoa; Nematoda; Chromadorea; Rhabditida; Onchocercidae.